AUGUUGGUCACCUCUUCACAAUCAUCAACUCAACGGCCAUUGGGUUUAUCGGUAGAAGAACUCUUUGCUUUAGAUCGUCAAUAUCGUCGUAUUGAACAACAACAACAUUUAGCACAAUUACAAAAUCAAGCACGUGUAACAUCAUCGAAUUUAAAUCGUUUAAAUAGUCGUUCACUUGAUCUUAUAUCAUCAACAAAUCCUCAUCUUACUGUUCUACCAUCACUUGAAGUACAUGGUCAUGGAUAUACUCAUCGACUACAACCACCAUCUCCAUCCGUUGUAAAUUAUGCACGAUCACAUUCAAUUGAUCAACUCAGAUAUACACCACCAGUAUUUUCAACAUCUUCAUCUCAAUUAUUAAAACCUACAUAUAAUCAACGAUCAAUCAUAAAUGAUACUGUACAACAAAAUUAUUAUUCUAAAAAUCGAACUAAUUUACAGCAUCCACUUAUGGCUACCGGUACGCCGCCAUCUUUGGGAAAUAACGUCAUGUAUGGUAUUCCUCCAUCAUCAAAUGAUCAUAAUGAUAUACGAAAUUCUUGUAAAUUACGUCGACAACAACCUAUUAAACGUGAAUCAUCACGUCGUAUUGUUGUUCGACCUGUUGUACAAAGACGACGAGAACCAUCAAUUAGUUCAUCAUGUGAAUCAUUAGAUGAAUUACGUUCACCUACUACUACUACUACUCGUCAAAUUCCAACAGAACAGUCAAAUAUUUCUAAUCAAUCUGUACUAUUUACACCAUCAUCACUAUUAACAACUAAUAUUAUGGAUGAAUCAAAGAAAAAAACAAAUAAUUUGAUACGUUCAUCAUCAAAUAAUGAUUCAUUAUCUGAUGAUAGUGAUAUAAAUCUAUAUGAAAUGCGUGUACCGAUUGGUAAAACAUAUGAUACAUCAGAUAUAAGUGUACAAUUAGAAGGACCAAAAAUUUUAAUACAUUGUCAUACAAUAGAACCAACAGAUAAACGUGGAAAUUAUCGUAAACAUGAAUUUAAAACUGAAUUAUUAGUACCUGAUGUUGUUGAUGAUGAAACAAUUGUUGCUUAUUUAACUGAAGAUGGACAAUUAAUUGUUGAAGGUAAAUAUCAACCAUGGGCAUGGGAAGAAAUUAAACGAAAAAGAAAAAUUGAACAACAAGAAUUAAAAUCUUCUUCAUCUGCAUUUCUUCAACAAAACUCAACUCUACCAUCACCAUCACCAUCGGUUUCUGUACCAUCAACAAAUUCUACUUUAGCAUCGACAAGAAAUGAUGGAGGUAGAAUUGAAACAUUAAAUAAUAAUCGAACUGUGGUACAUAUUGGUGAACCACCAUCAUCAUCAUCAUCACAACAAUGUACAGAUACAAAAAGUGUAAGUGAUAUAAUCAAUCGUUUUAACACAUUAAAUACAAUGCCUAAACCAACUAUAUGGGAUGGACAAUAUACAUUUACAAAUGAUAUUCCACCUCUUCUUAUAUAUCAUCUUCGUUUACCAUUUGAAACUUUAAUGGAUUCUAUACGUAUACAAUCUGAUCCAGAAUUAAAUUUAUUAAAAAUUUUUAUUGAACAACAAGAGAGAAAUUUAUUACCACAAUAUGAACAACAACAACAAAAUAAAAUAAUAAUACGUUCAACAUCACGUUUUUGUCGUCUACCAAGAGAUCAUACAUAUGAUUAUACGCAUUUACGUGUCAUAUUUCUUAAAGAUAAUUUUAUUCGUAUUGAAUUACCUACAAUAAAUUAA
This is a messenger RNA of Rotaria sp. Silwood1, 1722 nucleotides long. The record is from the annotation of a GenBank genome assembly. Lineage: Eukaryota; Metazoa; Rotifera; Eurotatoria; Philodinida; Philodinidae.